Prorocentrum cordatum is the source of this 214-nucleotide messenger RNA. The record is from the annotation of a GenBank genome assembly. NCBI's taxonomy places the organism in Eukaryota, Dinophyceae, Prorocentrales, Prorocentraceae.
GCCAAGCAGCGCGAGGCGGACUACGUCAUGGGCUUCAGCCACUCGAUGAACGGAGCGAGGAGGAACAGCGUCUCCUCGAUGCCCGUCACCGAGACCAUGCUACGGAACUGGCAGGGUGCGCCGGUGUACGGCAAGACCUCGGAGGAGGUGUCGCGCAUCAAGGCCGUCAUCGAGGCCAGUUCCGCGCUGCAGGUGAUGUUCGGUCACCUGAAAG